Molecule: messenger RNA, 672 nt
Organism: Necator americanus (New World hookworm)
Lineage: Eukaryota; Metazoa; Nematoda; Chromadorea; Rhabditida; Ancylostomatidae
Exons: 5
Coding region: 1-672 (223 amino acids)
Biological process (GO): lipid metabolic process
Molecular function (GO): hydrolase activity, acting on ester bonds
Source: RefSeq, a predicted model, not a curated record
AUGCUUAACAAUUGGCCUAGACUUCUAAUGUUUAUCUGGGAUCAGUCACAUAGCAUCUCAGUGGAUCGAAUCCAUAUAGAAAUUCAACCACUUCCAAGCACCAUCGAUAUCCACAACAAUCGUUUGAUCAAUUCCCCGAUGGAUUUCGAGAAAUUUUUCGGAUUAGUCACCGUCUCAGCCUGUAAUUUUUCCACCACUGACAACGUCACCUAUCAUUGGCAGCAAUUCUUCGACGGGACCCGACUGCACGCGUUUCAAACGAGCGCCUGUCAUACGACAGUACAAUGUGUCGAAAAAGGCUCAUACAUCAUCCAGGUGUCGGUGACGACUUCAAAAGGUGAAUUACUCAGCGUAGGGACCGGAAACUUUAUGUCUAGCCCACAAUGGAUGGCCGUCAUUGGUGACUCGUUCGCUUCCGGUGAAGGGAAUCCAGAAAUCCCGCAGAGUGGUGACACCAGAGCAAAAUGGAUAGACAGAAAAUGUCAUCGAUCCGGAAAAUCAUUCGCGGCACAUGUGUUCAGUGAGAUGCAGAAAAUGAAUCCGCAGCUGUAUCUAACCUUUCUUGCUUGUGCUGGAGCCAGUGUAGAGAACGGGAUUUUGAAGGCAAAAGGUCGAAGCAGUCAGUUAGCGACGUUGGAAAGCAUAGCAACUAUGAGGAUUAAUAUGAUAUAA